AUGCUCGUGGGUCGUCCCCGUAACGCGUACAUCCCGGUUCCAGAGGAAAACGACGAACCACCAAAACGCCGGACAGCACCCAAGAGUCCUACACCGCCAUUCAGGGUCCUGUACCACUCAGACGAAGAAGUAUACCACCUCUUUGAGGAGCCCGGCCGACUUCACAAAAGAGAAAUAAUAACGGGAGUGACUAUCGCAAUGCUGCUCAGCCUAAAAGCAGCUAGCACAGCCACAGGUGUCUCGGCCCUUGCAACCCGACACCAAGGGCUUGCUCAGCUGCAAAUGACCAUCGAUGAAGACCUGCAGAAAAUCGAAAAAUCCAUCUCCUUUCUAGAGAAAUCAGUUUCCUCGCUUUCAGAAGGUCCCAAGUGGAUUCCCGGAAAAUUCAUCAAACCCUACCUGGACAUCACGCCCAUGGACGACACACCCCCAAACCAUGCUCCUGAAACAUCUCAGCCAACUCAGCCAGACACCUCAGUCAUGUGGAGACGACGCAAGAGAAAGAAAACAGCGCCACCUAAUCUCGUCGCCCACGUGCUGAUCACCCAGCGAUACUUACCAACUGAAAAGAAAUCUAAGAUAUAUAUUGAGGGGGAAAAAAAGAUGGAUUCACAAGAUUGUGUCCCAACAAAUUCAAAGCAAGAUAUGAGCCAUCACAUAAAGGGUAACUCUGGUAAGCAUUAUCUUUGUGGCUAUUGUGCAGCCUUCACCAAUAUAGUAGUCACCUUUCCCAUCCAGAAGGUCCUCUUUCGACAACAGUUGUAUGGCUUGAAAACAAAGGAUGUAGUAUAUCAGCUGCAGAAAGAUGGAAUUCGAAAUCUCUGUCGUGGAAUCCUUCCUCCAUUAAUGCAAAAAACAACUACCCUGGCUCUAAUGUUUGGCUUGUAUGAAGAUUUGUCCUCCUUGCUCCAUAGUCACACAAAUGCACCUGAACUUCUAACUUGCAUCAUGGCAGCAGCACUUGCAGGGACUACAGAAGCCCUUCUUACACCUUUUGAACGAGUCCAGACUUUGCUUCAAGACUACAAACAUCAUAACAAAUUUACAAACACUUACCAGGCUUUCAAGGUACUAAAAAUCUAUGGGAUUAGCGAAUAUUAUUGGGGUUUGGUGCCUAUUCUGCUCCGGAAUGGAAGCAGUAAUAUCCUCUUCUUUGGCCUACAAGGACCUAUCAAACAAUAUCUGCCUGAAGCAACUUCUUAUAGCACUCACUUGGUCAAUGACUUUAUCUGUGGCAGGCUAUUGGGUGCCAUGCUGGGAUCCUUAUUUUUCCCAAUGAAUGUUGUAAAAACUCGUAUGCAAUCUCAAAUUGGUGGCGAAUUUCAGUCUUUUUCAAAACUUUUUGUGACAAUAUGGCUAGAACGUGAUAAAAAAUUGAUGCAUCUUUUCAGAGGAGUCCAUCUGAAUUACCAUCGUUCUGUCCUGUCCUGGGGUAUAAUCAAUGCAACAUAUGAAUUCUUGCUAAAGGUAUUAUGA
This is a messenger RNA of Vidua macroura (Pin-tailed whydah), 1476 nucleotides long. RefSeq names its product mitochondrial nicotinamide adenine dinucleotide transporter SLC25A51-like. The transcript has 4 exons. NCBI's taxonomy places the organism in Eukaryota, Metazoa, Chordata, Aves, Passeriformes, Viduidae. The coding region runs from base 1 to 1476 and encodes 491 amino acids. The record is from RefSeq and is a predicted model, not a curated record.